AAGCCUAACUGUUAAAAUAUUACUUUAAACGCUUAAUUAAAAACCCAACUAUAAAAACUUGUUUGUUUGUGCUUCGCAUAUCAAUUUGAACAAGGAAUAGGUCCAGCAUUUAAUGCUUCAGUUUACAACAGUGGUGUUUUUCUUGUGCGUACUGAUUGUUCAAUUAAAGGUUUCUUGUACUCAGCAAGAAAUUGGUUUGGAAGAUUUUCGAGACGUACGGGAAUCAAAAACCUUUGUGGACAAAACUCUGCUGAUCAAGGAAAUAUUCAAUCACCGCUUUUUACUAAUAACAGCACCGAGACACUUCGGGAAAUCUGUAAAUUUUGAUAUGAUAAGUCUAUUUCUUAGGAACGACCAAAACAGAAGUGAGGUCAGAGAAGUGUUUCAAGGCACAGACAUUUUCGCGGAUGAGGAGUUUGUUGAGAACCACAUGACCAGCCAUCCAGUUCUGUACUGUAACUUUGACGCAGGACUAGAGGUGAUUUGUGAAGACACUCUGGUCAGUUACUAUAGACAAGUACUAUACGGGAUAUUCAUUGAGCAUGAUUACUUGCGGUAUAGUCCUGCACUGACCGAUGAGCAAAGGGAAGAGUUUAAUAUUUACAUAGAUGGAAAUGAUGAGUUGGAAAAGUUUAAAAUUGUAAACGGACUCCGAUUUAUAUCCCAGCUUCUUCGAAUACAUCACGAUAGAAAGGUUGUUGUUCUGAUAGAUGAGUAUGAUGCAAUUAUUGUCAAUAGUAUUUUUAAUACUGACAAUUCCACAUCAGAAACAGGAGAUAAAUGCUUUGAUAUUACAAGAGACACUUUUAACUUUCAGAAGGAUUUAUUGAUCGCAACUUUUAAUAACAACAACGACAUUGAGAGAGCAUUUAUAACAGGCACAUUGACUACACAUUUUCAGACUUCAAAAUUUGUAAACAUCGGAUUUGCACUGCAUAAAGAGUUCGUGAAGUUUUACGGGUUUACACAACAUGAAGUUCAACGGCUAAUGGAAAAAUUUGGACUCAACAGUUACCAACAGAAUGAAGUCCAUAAAUGGUAUAAUGGAUAUUCCGGUCCUAGAUAUGGAUCGCAUAUUUUCAAUCCAUUGUCAGUGGCAAGAUAUUUCCAACACAACCUGGCUUUUGAGUAUUGGGUGAAGUCGUUUCCCAUUAGGGAUAUAGUUCUACCUCUGAUGGACAACAGUGUGGUGCAAACGACUUUGGUGAGAUUGGUUCAGUCUACAGGUCCAGUAAGUAUUAAAAAGAAGGAGACAUUUACAAUCAAAGAUGUAGAAGAUUUGAAGAAAAUAAUUAAUAGACAGUGGGAUAACAGAAUUGAUUUUGAUAUUUUCUUUUUAUUUCUCUUGCAAGUUGGAUAUUUGACCUACGAAAUACCAAGGGAAGAUUUAUCAAAAUCAUCGAUUUUUCUAAAAAUACCUACUAAUGAAAUUCGUAAUGAGUUUUCAUCUAUAAUAAAGCAAUAUUUUUCUAAAAAUCUUGAAGAUAUGUAGAAUUAAUAUACUGCGGAUGUUUACUUAUUAAAAGCAUCAAUGUAGUUUAUUACUGCCGUAAUACGAAUGAAAUUAACAUUUAGACUU
Molecule: messenger RNA, 1579 nt
Organism: Homalodisca vitripennis (glassy-winged sharpshooter)
Lineage: Eukaryota; Metazoa; Arthropoda; Insecta; Hemiptera; Cicadellidae
Exons: 1
Coding region: 113-1492 (459 amino acids)
Source: RefSeq, a predicted model, not a curated record